Molecule: messenger RNA, 846 nt
Organism: Dioscorea cayenensis subsp. rotundata (Guinea yam)
Lineage: Eukaryota; Viridiplantae; Streptophyta; Magnoliopsida; Dioscoreales; Dioscoreaceae
Exons: 1
Coding region: 1-846 (281 amino acids)
Source: RefSeq, a predicted model, not a curated record
AUGGAGCACUCUUUUCACAAUGUUGGUCGGCAAGUACGGCUUGUUGGGUUUCAUGACGGAACCAUCGAACCCAGCAUCGAUGAACCUCACCGGUGGCAGGACUUCGCCGUUCGUUCGUGGAUCUACGGCUCAGUCAGCGAGGAGAUCGAGAUCAUCGUCGAACCCAAUCAGACGAAGCGCGAGACUUGGACUACGAUCGAGGAGCUCUUCCGUUACAAUAAGGAGAGUCGCACUGUCUUCCUCAAAGCGGAAUUCCGCAGCAUCGUCCAAGGGGACAUGACCAUCGCCGACUACUGCCGUAAAAUCAAGAAAAUCUCCGACGCUCUGUGUGAUGUUGGGCAGCCGGUGUUCGAUAAGACUCUCGUCCUCAACACUCUUCGCGGUUUAAACAAGCGGUUCUCCUCUACAGCCCAGCUGAUUCCCCUACUUUAUCCUUUUCCUAGUUUUUUAUGCACAAGGUCUAUCCUCGCCAUGAUGGAGAUAAAAGCGGCCCAUGAGACCGUUGUGGUGGCCGGUACGGCGCUGCUGUCCUUCACCGCCGGAGCCUUGUCCAACUCCCAGUCCGGCAUCAGUGGACGCUCCGACAAGCGCGGUAAGUCGUCAGGAGGGAGAAAGAAGUGGAAUAAAUCCUCCAACAAAUCACGUGACAACAGCCAUGUGAACGCCGGUGGCAACGGCGACGUCAACGCUCGUCCGGGCGCCCCUAGAGGAGGGCCGGCAUUCUUAGGCCUCGGCCCACUACGCCCCAGGCCUACACAGCAAGAGGUCUACCUGUGUUGCUUGCACCGCUUGCCACUCAACCUGCAUCGUCAACUUAGGACUCUAUCGGCCUUAUCGCAGCAAUGA